GUGUUGUAAGAGAGAGAGAGAGAGAGAGAACUCCUUCAUUACCAGUCACGUUUACUGUACUUAGCCAUCAAUUCAAGAAAGCCAAAGUUUGACACUUUUGAACUAAUUAUAAGACUAAUUAAGUCUUCGAUAUGGCUGCUCCAAGACAAAUGAAGGCCGUUUUUGUAGAAGAGUUUGGCGAGGCAGAAAAGAUGAAAAUAAAGACAGACACCCCUGUGCCCACAGUUAUGGCGGGAAAGGUGCUCGUGCGUAUGUAUGCAGCUGGAAUUAACGAACUUGAAAUUCGUUUCCGUUCCAAAGGCUGGCGGGGUUUCGUUGCCCCUGCAUUCUCGGAAUGGAUGGAGCAGGUGUCGUCGAGUGCGUAGGUGACGAUGUGACGACUUGUAAGCGUGGGGAUCGUGUCUAUGUGUGCCAGCCAAUUACAGGCACGUACGCGGAGUACUGUUUAGCAGAUGCAGACAGGGUGUAUGAACUCCAUGAUAAGCUCAGCUUUGAGGAGGGGGCUCUAUUACCAAUUCCAUACUUCAGUGCACUACGUGCUCUGACCAGGGCUCACUUUCAGCCUGGUGACAGUGUCUUAGUUCAGGGAGCAAGUGGAGCAGUUGGUUUGGCUGCAGUUCAACUUGCACGAGGACUGGGUGCUUCACGUGUCUUCGGAACAGCUGGUAGCGAGAGAGGGCGGCAGAUCGUGACAGAAAUGGGAGCGGAAGCCGUAUUCGACUACAAGGACAAAGAUUUCAAAGAAACAGUAAAGGCAAUUAUCGGACCAAAGGGUGUGAACGUCAUCUUAGAGACAAACGUCGACGUCAACUUCGCUUUCGACCUUGACAUCAUAUCCAAGAACGGUCACAUUGUGAUUGUCGGCAAGCGAGGAAUAACGAAAUGUGAUCCGCAAUCUAUGGUGGCAAAAGAAAGUACAGUAACUGGAAGUGCGCUGUUUUUCUGUGAUACGGAAGCGAGAUUGUCCUUACAUGAUACAUUGUAUCGUGGGAUAGAGGAAGGAUGGCUCAAACCGUACAUCGGAGGUCGAUUCAAACUGGAUGACGUCAUCGCUAGUCAUCGAGAUAUCGAGACACGCAAGGGAGCGACUGGCAAGACUAUUCUGACAUUUGAAUAACUGAUUUGUGAUAUUGUAAAACUAUGAAAUUCACUUUCUUUUAUUGUUUCGUCCAUCUUUCAUUUAGUGUAGUUUGAAAUUUAUUUUUGCCAAUUUCCUUUUUAUCUUACCUCUUCUUUAUCUUUAUUAUCAAUAUAGAAUGACCUUCAUUCAAUGAAUUAGGAUGGGAAAAUGCAACGAAAUGUUCAUUUGCCUAUCAUUAAAAAUUUAAAAGCUGAAAAGCAAAAGAAUAUAAAACAAACAAAAAUCAAUUAUCUUCAAUGAAAAAAAUGAAAACUUGUAUUCGACAGUACCAUGUUGAUAGCAAUACAACUCGAGAAGAAUUAUUGUAUA
Messenger RNA from Strongylocentrotus purpuratus (purple sea urchin), 1450 nucleotides. Its product is annotated as quinone oxidoreductase. The transcript is spliced from 8 exons. Gene Ontology annotation, cellular component: cytosol. The coding region runs from base 335 to 1117 and encodes 260 amino acids. The record is from RefSeq and is a predicted model, not a curated record. Gene Ontology annotation, molecular function: quinone reductase (NADPH) activity; mRNA 3'-UTR binding; NADPH binding. Lineage: Eukaryota; Metazoa; Echinodermata; Echinoidea; Camarodonta; Strongylocentrotidae.